Molecule: messenger RNA, 1480 nt
Organism: Mesocricetus auratus (golden hamster)
Lineage: Eukaryota; Metazoa; Chordata; Mammalia; Rodentia; Cricetidae
Product: Krueppel-like factor 11
Biological process (GO): regulation of transcription by RNA polymerase II
Molecular function (GO): DNA-binding transcription factor activity, RNA polymerase II-specific; RNA polymerase II cis-regulatory region sequence-specific DNA binding
Source: RefSeq, a predicted model, not a curated record
CGCCGGUUCCUCCGGCCCGGGCGAUGCGCGCGCGGUUGACAACAUGGACAUCUGCGUGUCAAUCCUGGAGAGGAAACGGCAUGACAGCGAGAGGUCCACGUGUAGCAUCCUGGAGCAGACAGACAUAGAAGCUGUGGAAGCUCUCGUUUGCAUGAGUUCUUGGGGUCAGAGAUCCCAGAUGAGACCCUCUGGUGACAUCACAAACACUGUGCUUAUGGACACAGCCGCACCUGACCUACCAAAGGACUUCCAUUCUUUUUCAACUCUGUGUAUAACUCCUCCUCAGAGCCCAGAGCUCAUGGUACCAUCGACAGGGACUCCUGUUCCUUCCCAAGUAACUAAUUCCAAAGAAUGCAUGGUCACCGCCAUCCCCCCGUCCCCCACUGUGUCUCCCAGAACGCUGAGCAGGAGGGAGCCUCUGGAGCCAGCCUCAGGGUCCUCCUGCAGGGCUGUGAUGACCAGUGUGAUCCGUCACACUGGGGAGGGUCCUGCUCCUGCGUGCUUUCCAACUGCCCCGGCUCAAGAGCAACAACCGCCUAGCAGCAGAGAAGGACAAGUAGAGAUGUUGGGCCAGUGUGAAGCUUUGCAAGACACUCGCUUGGCAGAUGGUUUGCUUGUUUCUAACUUGGUUUCCUGUCAGCCUUGCUUGCACAAGUCCGGUGUCCCGUUCCCCACAUACCAAGGCCAGCAGACAGGAUGGCCCGCCGCCAUUCAGACCUGCUCACCAAAGAAUUCUGAAAAUGACUCGUCGAGGAAAACCACCCCUCUAAUUUCUGUCCCUGUCUCCACUCCCCCAGUCCUUUGCCAAAUGAUCCCCGUGGCUGCACAAAGCAGCCUGUUCUCAGCCUUUUUAAAGACUCCUCCUCAGUUGUCUGCGGGGACUGUCAAGCCGAUCCUAUCCCAAGCUGCUGCGGUGCCCCAGCCCGUGUUCAUGGGCCCAUCCAUGCCUCAGGGAGCUGUGAUGCUGGUCUUGCCACAGAGCACCUUGCUCCAGCCUGCCACCUGCCUGUCCGGUGUCAUGGCCAGGAAUACCAAGCUGUUGCCCCUUGCUCCUGCGCCAAUGUUCAUCACCUCCAGCCAGAACUGUACCCCUCAGGUAGACUUUUCCCGAAGGAGGAACUAUGUUUGCAAUUUCCCAGGCUGCCGGAAGACGUACUUCAAAAGCUCCCACCUUAAGGCCCAUCUGCGCACCCACACAGGGGAGAAGCCCUUUACCUGCAGCUGGGAUGGCUGUGAGAAGAAGUUCGCAAGGUCAGAUGAACUGUCUCGCCACCGCAGAACUCACACUGGGGAGAAGAAGUUUGUGUGUCCUGUGUGUGACCGACGCUUCAUGCGGAGCGACCACCUGACAAAGCAUGCCCGGCGCCACAUGACCACCAAGAAGAUCCCGGGCUGGCAGGCAGAGGUGGGCAAACUGAAUAGAAUCACCCUAGCAGAGAAGUCCGGGAGCAUCCUUGAACCCUUGCCAGCCUCGGGCUGA